GAUCCCCUUCACGGUUUAAGAUCUUUUCUGCCAAUCAGAAAUGUCUGAGUAAUCCUUUCAAAUUCAUUCACGUCUUUUGAGAUUCCGUCUCCAUUCUUCCCAUUUUGGUAAGCGCCGAUUCAGCGUGUUCCCUUAGCUCCGACAAAUUAAUUCUUCGACUGCGGACUGCCAUUUGUUGCGAAAUCCUUGACGUCGUCGAUGGGAAUCUGAAGCUACCGCGACUUCGCCCUCCGCUGCCGCACCCACCCCCUCUAUCCACUGCCUCAUUGCCCCGCGGUGAGACCAUGAUAAGGUAGUCGGCAUUCGGUAGACUCACCUCCAUUCUCUAUUCUUUCCAAUAUCGCAGCCAUGUCGCGCACAACGAGUCAAGCGUACCGGCACAUGAGGUCUGCCCUGGCCCUGUGGCCCAAGGACAACCUCCGCCCCGAGACCCAGUUUACCGAGAUCAUCCAAAGAGGAAUCGAGAGGAGGUACACCAAGCCCAAUGUCGUCGACGAGGCCAAGGAGCUGAAGCAGGCGAAUGCCCUCUAUGCACUCGCCGACGACCGCUUCAAGAAGAGGUUCCCCCUGAACGGCGAACUCUUGAAGCCCGAAAGCCAGCCGACAUAUUUCCAAGACCUGUUGAGAGAGCUCGAGGAGGCCCCGACACGAGGUUGGCUACAAAACAUGUCCAAGAAGCUCUCCGGCAUGUUCAGACUUCAAUGAUGACCAUACAAGGAACAGCACAAACAAAUACCACAUACACGAAACACCACCAAGGAUGGCAUUUCAUCAGCGAAAGGGAAGCCAUUAUGAUAGCAUGGGCAUGCGUAAUUGUCUAGGCCAUAUGUACGAUA
Colletotrichum godetiae is the source of this 836-nucleotide messenger RNA. RefSeq lists its product as uncharacterized. Gene Ontology annotation, biological process: mitochondrial respiratory chain complex III assembly. The record is from RefSeq and is a predicted model, not a curated record. Bases 349 to 705 code for a protein of 118 amino acids. The transcript has 3 exons. Gene Ontology annotation, molecular function: ribosome binding. Gene Ontology annotation, cellular component: Cbp3p-Cbp6 complex; mitochondrion. Lineage: Eukaryota; Fungi; Ascomycota; Sordariomycetes; Glomerellales; Glomerellaceae.